CCCUGCACAUUGACAACCUCCACGAUGGAUUCGGACAUAAAGAGAUGGAUAAGUAUGUCCUCCCAAGGACAUAGCUACCCUGGGGAGCGGGUUACUUUAGUUCCUCGAGCUAAAGGUCCUGUAAAAUCAAACUUCCGAGCAAGUCACGUCCCGCAACAACGUCCCCGGGUGAUGCUGAAGAAGAUGCAUCAGGAGCGAGCGUAUAUGGCGGACUUACUGGAUCGACUGAAUGCUGAGCAAAAGAAAGAUGUUGGAACAGUCUGGUCCGGUUAUCUCAAUCCUGAUGUUACAAACAAGAAGUAUAAAGAGGUUGAAACUGCUGCUAAGGGAAAAGAAAAGGAGGCUGACAAAGCUGGCAAUUGGAUUAGUAAAAGCGCCGUAAAUGUUAAUACCGAAGUCCUUGAUGGCAACUUGGCUUCCAAAGGGCCUACAGCUGCCCAAUCAGGAGCUGAGAAUACAAUUGGUGGAGUAGAUCGGACACUUGAUGAAAAGACCAUCCACAACGUCACCGAUCUACAUGACGUUCUAGAACAAUAUGAUGCAGUCAAGGUACGCCAGAUUCUCUCCCCACCUCUCCCGGAGACAGAAGCAGCGCCUCCGAAAGCUGCACAUCAGUUACCAACCCUGCCCGCACAUGUACGAGCGCGAAUUAUUCCGUCACCGUAUCUAAACAUGACCAAACAUGAUGAGUGGAAGACGCACAAAGAAAUUGACGAAAUACUAGAUCGAAAGGACUGGACGUAUAAGCAAAAUCAAUUUGCAAAAGCUGACCAGUUGGAAAAGUUGUAUAAAUUUGUACAAAAGGAACUCGAAGCACUAGAUGCUCCCCCCUCCGGACCCGAUUUUCGACGGCUGCAAGUUUACAGCGCCGCCUUUGAGAAAGUCAUUGCAGAAUUCAAAUUAUACGGUCCCAUUUUAGCUGAGAUCAAGAACGAAUACGAUAAAACCAUCGCAAGCUUCCAUAACGACCAGCGUGAAUUAAAUUUUCUGAGAACCAAAGUUCAGAAACUUCUGUCACAAAAUGAGAACAGGUUAUUACUAAAGUACGAGCGAAGGAAGAGCAAGCGCUUGGAAAAGCAGUUAGAGGAGCUGGAAGCGGAAAAUCACCAGCUGAGAGAUGAUUUGCGACGAAAGCUGGCCAUUUACGCGGCGUAUCUACCCUCAUCGACUCUUGAAAAAAAGAAGAAAGAAGAUACUACUUUGGCAGAGAUUGCUGAUGAGAUCAAAUCGUUCAAGAUUGGCGACGAUCCUGUCUCGGUUUAUGAACGGAAGAUUGGAGCCCUCGAGGUGGAAGUGACGGAACGUAAUGGUCAGAUCGAGGCGCUGAAAAAGGCGCAAGCAGAGGACUAUGUCCCACGAGCAGAAAAGGAGAAAACUGAUGUUGCACUGAGAGAGGCAGAGACUCGACUGGAAGACCUGCAGCGACAGAACGCGCUGCUGGAGCAGGAGUUGCACGACCAGAAGGCCGAAUUGUCAACAGUGUCUAGCACUUUGAGAGAGAAACAGGAGCAAUACCAAUUCUUACUCAAGGAAUACAAUGAAUUAUCGGAAGCUGUAGCAGUUUCAUUCGAUAAUAAAUUGCUCAAAAAGGAGUGAUCGUUAAACAUCUCCACGGACCAUUUAGUCCACAGCUUUCCUACGCUUGUUUAUUAAAUAGUGGAUCGGAUUCAGCGCUAGCUAUAGCUAUAGCUGGCUUUGUUGUGCAUGAUGAGUCGAUCAUCGACAAAGUAGAAACUAUCUGAUAGUGUCGAUCCGGGAUUGUCAACCAUCUCUUGCACUACAUAGAAAUUGCGUCAGUGAUAUUACUGAGCCAGGUUGAUUCAGAUAUGUCAAUAAGUAGGCCUUGAACUUACCUUGCUUUUCAGUCAGUUCUGGUAGCUAGAGUGCAGAUAAUGUUGUUUAACAGAUAUUCUUACCAACCGUGAAGCAAAAUUACUUACGGAAUAAACUGCCUCCCA
Messenger RNA from Spizellomyces punctatus DAOM BR117, 1958 nucleotides. RefSeq lists its product as uncharacterized. NCBI's taxonomy places the organism in Eukaryota, Fungi, Chytridiomycota, Chytridiomycetes, Spizellomycetales, Spizellomycetaceae. The coding region runs from base 25 to 1596 and encodes 523 amino acids. The transcript has 11 exons. The record is from RefSeq and is a predicted model, not a curated record.